Messenger RNA from Toxorhynchites rutilus septentrionalis, 3653 nucleotides. RefSeq lists its product as uncharacterized. The coding region runs from base 69 to 3653 and encodes 1194 amino acids. Gene Ontology annotation, molecular function: zinc ion binding; nucleic acid binding; aspartic-type endopeptidase activity. The record is from RefSeq and is a predicted model, not a curated record. Gene Ontology annotation, biological process: proteolysis; DNA integration. The transcript is spliced from 4 exons. NCBI's taxonomy places the organism in Eukaryota, Metazoa, Arthropoda, Insecta, Diptera, Culicidae.
CGAGCGUAGAGAAGGACGGACACAAUCUUACAACUGGCGACGAGGAGAAAAAAUAAUUGAGGAACGAGAUGGAUGAAUCACGGGCGGUUCCGGCUUUUAGAUGUGAUAGAAUCGAAACAAGUAAACUUGCUCGAGAAUGGAAGGUGUGGAAGGAGUCACUGGAGUGCUUCUUUGCGGCCUACGAUAUAACGGAUCAGAGAGUCAUGCGAGCGAAAAUGCUCCAUAUGGGUGGUUCUGCCUUGCAGACGGUUUUCAAGAACCUGGAAGAUCAUGAUCACGUUCCACUGGUCGCCCUGGUUCCGCGAUGGUACGAUGUAGCGGUUGAAAAACUCGACGCAUUUUUCGAACCAAGACACCAAAACACUUCUGAGCGCAGGAAGCUCCGGCAAAUAAAGCAGAAUUCUGGUGAAAGAUUUGCGGAUUACGUCAUCCGUCUUAAGCAGCAAGUUGGUGAGUGUGGAUUCGAAAGAUAUGGAGCCGAUAUAGAGGAAAUCCUGAAGAAUAUCUAUCUAACGGAUGCCGUUGUUGAAGGAUGUUCUUCAAACGAAGUGCGCAGAAUGAUUCUGCUGAAGGAUUUGCCUUUCAAGGAUAUCGAAGCAUUCGGAGUUACCCAAGAAGGCGUGGACCAGCAAUUGGUUGAGAUUACCCAAUCGGGGACUCACACGAUGGAUAAGGUAUACAGUGCUCAUUCGCAGAAUCGAGACCGCCGUAGUGCUGUUAGAGAUAACUCAAACAGGGUGUCGAUGAAGAAAUGUUACAAUUGCGGUCGGCAGGGACAUCUGUCAACCUCUCCAAUGUGCCCGGCACGCGGUCAGCAAUGCCGCAACUGUAAGAACUACGGUCAUUUCGAGAAACUGUGCCGUAAGCGAAAGUCAACGCGAUCAGAACCCUCGAAGAAGAAUCAAAUCCGAGUAAUUGAAAGCAUCAGCAACGACAAUGAUCUAAAUGUAGUCGUACCAGAAGACAACCCAACCCAAGACAAAGUGUACUACGCCUUCUACUCAGGUAAUGAAUCAAACAUGCUUACAUGCAGUAUCGGUGGUGUUUCUACGGAAAUGUUGGUCGAUUCUGGUGCUGAUGCUAAUUUGAUUAGCGAGGUAUCUUGGGUGAAAAUGAAAAAUAGUAGGAUUUCGGUGUAUUCGUCAACCAGAGGGAGCAGUCGAAUUUUAAGAGCGUAUGGCAGCGAUAUUCCAUUGACCAUUUUGGGAACCUUCGUUGCGGACAUAACCAUUGGAGAGAAGACAAUUCAAGCUGAAUUUCUCGUAGUCAAAGGAGGCCAACGUUGCCUUCUUGGUGACCGAACAGCGAAGCAGUUAGGUGUAUUAAAGAUUGGUUUGCACGUCAAUCGUGUCGAGAACUCUACACAGCCGUUCAGCAAGAUUAGGGGUAUCACGGCUUACAUCCCUAUGAAUCCUGAAGCCAUCCCAGUUUUCCAGCCAAUGCGUCGCAUUCCUUUGCCAUUGGAACAAGCAGUUGCGAAGAAAAUCGAUGAAUUACUGAAGCGGGAUAUCAUCGAAAUCAAGACAGGUCCAACCAGCUGGGUGUCCCCGUUGGUUAUUGUAGGAAAGGCAAAUGGUGAGCCUCGACUCUGUGUUGAUCUCCGCCGAGUAAACGAGGCUGUUCUUCGUGAGCACCAUCCGAUGCCUGUUGUGGAAGAUUACAUUGCGCGCCUGGGAAGAGGAUUGAUAUGGAGCAAGCUCGAUAUUCGCGAGGCGUUCUUGCAGGUCGAAUUGGCAGAGGAAUCACGUGAUGUAACGACCUUCAUGACCAACCGGGGGCUAUUCCGGUUUAAGAGACUGCCGUUCGGCUUAGUAACGGCACCGGAGCUUUUUCAAAAAGCUAUGGACGAAAUACUGGCAGAUUGUAGCGGCACCUAUUGGUAUCUCGACGACAUAAUUGUAGAAGGGAAGGACAUCGAAGAGCACGAUAAUCGACUUGAGAAGGUUCUUUCGAGAUUGAAGGACAGUAACGUGAGUAACUUGGGGUUCUAUAAAGUAGAAGAUCGUACAGCUGUAGUAGCAGAUGCCAGUCCCCAAGGGUUAGGAGCUAUUCUACUCCAAAUCAACGACGAAAAUGUCCAACGUGUGAUCAGUUUCGCUUUCAAAUCCUUAACAGAAACGGAACGACGGUACUGUCAAACGGAAAAGGAGGCCCUAGCUGUCGUGUGGAGCGUGGAACGAUUCCAAUACUAUCUCCUUGGCAAGAAAUUUAACAUCCUGACAGACUGUAAGCUAUCCAGGAACCUAAGCCAUUCGAUCAAUCGGAUAUUCGUACGCGAAGUAGCCAUUCAAGCUGCUAACUGUGCUGCGUUAACUUGGAAUGAGAUUGUACAAGCAACAGAAAUCGAUGACGAAAUCUCAAAAGUACUGGAAAUUCUGAGGAAUGGUGAUAUGCAGAACUUAUCUGUUGAAUACAGAGUAGUUGCCAAUGAAUUGUGCAAUUUUCAAGGCGUACUGCUACGAAACGAUCGGAUUGUCGUACCUUUUUCAUUAAGAGAAAAAGUGCUGAUUACAGCUCACGAGGGUCAUCCUGGCAUAGUGAUGAUGAAAAGUCACCUAAGAUCAAAUGUCUGGUGGCCUAAAAUGGAUCAGGCAGUUGAACGAUUCGUGAAGCGUUGUAGAGGUUGCGUAUUAGUUGCUGCUCUCGAAGCACCAGAGCCAAUGCAACGUAGUCACCUCCCUUCAUCACCGUGGCAAACAUUGGCACUCGAUUUUUUGGGACCUCUGCCUGAGGGGCAACACCUGUUGGUUGUUGUUGACUGUUACAGUCGUUAUAUAGAGGUAGUUGAAAUGGAUACAACAACAACAAAAAAUGUUACGCGAGAGUUGAUGACCAUGUUCAGUCGGUACGGAAUUCCAUCGUUCUUGAAAGCCGAUAAUGCACCACAGAUUAGUUCCGAUUGUGAGGAGUUUAAUGAGUUUUGUUCGACUAAUGGUAUCAAAUUGCUGAACACAAUACCGUACUGGCCUCAAUCAAACGGAGAGGUUGAACGGCAAAAUCGUUCGAUUUUGAAGCGCCUCCGAAUAUCUCAGGAGCUUGGGAAAGAUUGGAGAAACGAGCUACGGCUGUAUCUAUUAACCUAUCAUUCCUCGAAGCAUCCAACCACAGGCAAAUCACCAGCAGAGUUUAUGUUCGGUCGUCAGAUAAAAAGCAAGCUACCAAGGAUUUCGAGUUUUCUUGAAGAUGAAGGAGUACGUGAGAGAGAUGCUGUCAUCAAAGAAAAGGGGAAAGAGUACAGUGACAGAAGAAGACAAGCAAAGGAGAGUAAUAUAAAAGAGGGUGAUGUCGUACUUGCUAAGCGGAUGCGAAAAGCAAAUAAACUAGACACCGAAUUCACUAACGAAGAGUUUGUAGUUCAGCGUAAAGAAGGUACUGAUACCGUCAUACAAUCGAAGGCCACUGGUAAACAAUAUAGGCGAAGUUCAGCUCAUUUAAAGAAAAUUGAAGAUCCAAGAACUUUCCGGAAAACUCAGGAAGACAGCUCAGAGCCUAUCUCUCCGUCAGUUCAAUCUGAAAUCGACGGCGACAGGAGAUGUGAUUCCAGGGUCGAGUCAGAAAACACAUCAGUCGAGGCAUCCGUUUCAUCCAGAUCACCUGUAACAAGACGUCCGAGAAAUGUACCGACGAAGUAUCAAGAUUAUAUACCGUAUUAA